Penicillium expansum is the source of this 1929-nucleotide messenger RNA. Its product is annotated as CocE/NonD family hydrolase. The record is from RefSeq and is a predicted model, not a curated record. The coding region runs from base 1 to 1929 and encodes 642 amino acids. Gene Ontology annotation, molecular function: dipeptidyl-peptidase activity. NCBI's taxonomy places the organism in Eukaryota, Fungi, Ascomycota, Eurotiomycetes, Eurotiales, Aspergillaceae. The transcript has a single exon.
AUGAAGUUUGCUACUGUCCUCGGGUUCCUGACCGUGGGGGCCAUUCCCCUUGCCAUGGCUCUAGGCUCGAAUGAUGCCGCAGAAAUUGCCAGCGGCUCAAUGCCAAUCUACGGCGAUGAUACCGCGUCAGUUGCCUUCCGACGAGCCAUGGACCCCUCAGCCGCUCGUUCCAGAUAUACUGGAUUCAAUCAGUCGACUGAGGUGCUCAAGAAAGGAUCUAUCCGCCGCCACGGAGCCAAGGCCUUAGUCAGUGAUAUACUCUUUGAGCGCGACGUACCCAUGAAGUUGCGGGACGGAACCACAAUAUACACUGAUGUCUUCCGCCCUGUUGGCAAUCGCCCAGUCCCAGCCAUUAUUGCCUGGAGUCCCUACGGCAAAGAAGUCGGCGGUCAAUGGCUUGAUGACGUCACUGACCGAUCCGGCGUCCCGCUAUCGGAGGUAUCCGAGCUUCAAAAGUUCGAGGGCCCUGAUCCCGCGUAUUGGGUUGCACAGGGCUAUGCCGUGUUGAACCCCGAUGCCAGAGGUGCUGGUUCCUCAGAAGGAAACAUCACCUUUUGGGGACGCCAGCUCGCGGAAGAUGGCUAUGACUUCGUCGAAUGGACCGCAGAGCAGCCCUGGUGUACUGGCAAGGUUGCCAUGUCAGGAAAUUCGUGGCUGGCGGUUUCGCAAUGGUUCAUUGCUGCGGAGCAACCACCCCAUCUGGCAGCCAUUGCGCCCUGGGAGGGUCUCACUGAUAUGUUCCGUGACUCGAGCAACAGAGGCGGCAUCGCAGCGGCUGCAUUCAACGAAGAAAUCAUUACAACUUUCUCAGGCCCCAAUUGGAUCGAAGAUGUGCCACGCAUGACUGUUAACCAGCAGCUCAUGAAUCACUAUUGGCAAGACAAGAUAGUACGACUCGAGCGAAUCAAGGUCCCAGCCUACAUUGUCGCUAGUUACACCAACGCUGUGCAUACUCAUGGCUCAUUUGAGGCCUUCCGCCGCAUUCAAAGCCAGGAGAAGUGGCUCCGUGUUCAUAACACCUCAGAGUGGCCGGACUAUUAUGAAAACGCUCAUGUGCAUGAUCUCAAUCGCUUCUUUGAUCACUAUCUCAAAGAAGAGAAGCACAAUGGCUGGAAACAGACACCAUCUGUCCGCCUUGCUAUCCUUGACCCUGGCCACCAGGACGAGCUCAACCGUCCUCAGUCAGAGUGGCCUGUCUCCGGUCUCGAAACCCGAUCGCUUUACCUGCAAGCGAACGGCUCUCUUAAUACCCAGGCUCCUGCCUCAGCGGCCACAGUUGGAUACAAAGUUGGUAGUACCUCAAGUAAUUUGACAUGGUCUUUACGCUUUGAAGAGGUGACCGAGUUGAUUGGAUAUACUAAGCUGCGUUUAUGGGUGCAGGCUGAUGGCUCGGACGACAUGGAACUGGCCAUCACCUUAGAGAAGACUGAUGCCAACGGCGAUCCCUACAUCGUCACAGGGGGCAGCGAGACAUCGGACAUUGUUUCGUCCACGGGAUACUUGCGUGUCUCAGCUCGCCACCUGGAUGAGGCGCAGUCUACACCCCUUGAGCCCUACCAAACCUUUGAUAGGGAGCAGCCACUGAGCGUUAAUGAGAUUGUUCCCGUCGAAAUUAGUCUUUGGCCAAUGGGUCUGCGAUUCCACCCUGGCGAGCAUCUGCGCCUGACAGUCGCGGCAAACACAGUUGUUCCUUCCGACACUGAGUCUGGCUUUGGCGUUUCCGCAGUUCCCGUGCCUGCUGCAGGGGGCACUUUCCCCGCUGCAUCGAACACCACGUUGAAGGUGCUUGGUGGGUCAAGCGAAUUACCGGAUAAUAUUGCCGCUCAGCGCGUUGCGACGCCAACAAGCCGCAACAAUGGCACCCAUUUAUUCCACGUUGGUUGCCAAUACGACAGCUACCUCCUUGUUCCCCUGAAUGUGACCUCCUAA